This is a messenger RNA of Pseudonaja textilis, 7918 nucleotides long. The record is from RefSeq and is a predicted model, not a curated record. NCBI's taxonomy places the organism in Eukaryota, Metazoa, Chordata, Lepidosauria, Squamata, Elapidae.
UGCUAGGAACGAGGGGGCGGUCCCGCUGGGCGGCAGCCACAGGAUUCCUGUCAGGAACGGCGGCGGCGGCGGCUGGAGUGGCGCCCGCGGAGCCGCUUCUUCGUCCGCCCCCGCAGCGCGGCCCCGGAGCGGCGAUGCCCUCGGACUUCAUCUCUCUGCUCAGCGCCGACCUCGACCUCGAGUCGCCCAAGUCCCUCUACUCCAAGGAAUCAGUCUAUGAUCUCCUCCCUAAAGAGCUGCAGCUGCCACCUUCCAGAGAACUCUCAGUAGCAUCCAUGAGUCAAACCAGUGGGGGCGAAGUGGGUUCGCCCCCUCCGGGCGUAGUUGCUGCUGAUGCUUCUUCAGCUCCCUCUUCCUCCGUGGGCGGUGCUUGCAGCUCCUUUGCCACCUCUUCCGGCCCCACCACUUACUCUACCUCAGUCACUGACAGCAAAGCUAUGCAAGUGGAGGGCUGCUCCUCAGCCAUGGGGGUAAGUAACCGUGGGGUAAGUGACAAGCCGUUAACCAAUAACACAGUCCAGCAGCAGCAGCAGCAGCAGCUACAGUCCACCCCGAAGAGGCACACAGUCCUGUACAUCUCACCACCACCAGAGGAUUUGCUGGACAACAGCCGGAUGUCCUGCCAGGAUGAGGGGUGCGGAUUGGAGUCUGAGCAGAGCUGCAGUAUGUGGAUGGAAGACUCCCCCUCUAACUUCAGUAACAUGAGUACCAGUUCCUACAAUGAUAACACUGAGGUGCCACGUAAAUCUCGUAAACGAAAUCCAAAGCAGAGGCCAGGGGUCAAACCGAGAGAUUGUGAAGAAUCGACCAUGGAUAUCUUUGAUGCUGACAGUGCCAAAGCGCCUCAUUAUGUCCUCUCUCAACUCGGCACGGAGAGCAAAAGCAACUUGAAAGCAGGAAAUGGAACCCCAGAAGUCCCCAAGGCGACUGGAGGGAAGAAGAGCCCUAUGUUGUGUGGCCAGUACCUGAGUAAAAGUGAAGGCAAAGAGCUGAAGAUCCUGGUACAGCCGGAGACUCAACACAGAGCUCGCUACCUCACUGAGGGCAGCCGAGGCUCCGUGAAAGACAGAACCCAGCAGGGAUUCCCCACGGUCAAGGUGGAAGGUCACAACGAUCCAGUGACCUUACAGAUAUUUGUGGGUAAUGACUCUGGCCGGGUGAAGCCCCAUGGAUUCUAUCAAGCCUGCAGGGUCACAGGCCGGAACACCACGCCCUGCAAAGAGGUGGACAUCGAGGGCACAACUGUCAUCGAAGUGAGCCUGGACCCAAGUAACAGCAUGACCCUGGCGGUGGACUGUGUUGGAAUUCUGAAAUUGAGGAAUGCAGACGUCGAAGCCCGAAUAGGCAUUGCUGGUUCUAAGAAAAAAAGCACCCGAGCCAGACUGGUUUUCCGUGUCAGCAUCCCUCGGAAAGAUGGAUCUGUUCUAACGCUGCAGACUCCGUCCUCGCCCAUUCUGUGCACUCAACCUGCAGGUGUGCCGGAGAUCCUCAAGAAAAGCCUGCAUAGCUGUUCAGUGAAAGGAGAAGAGGAGGUCUUUUUGAUUGGGAAGAAUUUUCUGAAGGGAACCAAAGUGAUCUUCCAAGAGAACAUCUCUGACGAAAGCUCCUGGAAAGCCGAGGCAGAAAUUGACAUGGAGCUGUUUCAUCAGAAUCAUCUAAUUGUGAAGGUGCCACCUUAUCAUGACCAGCAAAUAACUACACCUGUUUCUGUUGGGAUUUUUGUCAUGACCAAUGCUGGGAGAUCACAUGACAUACAACAAUUUACAUACACUCCGGAUACACCAGCUCAGACUCUGAAUGUGAAUGUGAAGCAGGAAAUAUCCAGCCCAACCCAGCCCUGCUCUUUUGUUGACGCAGCCAAAGCGAACUCCAGUGGCUGCAAGCUGGACCAAGUCAAUCUUCUCCCCAGUGCCUUGGUACCUCCUCUCAGGCCAACCAGUAUCGUUAAGAAUGAAGAGGCUGCGCCAAUGGAACUUGUGGCCGAGAAGAGGUCUCUUCCUGCCUUCAAUACAGCCAGCGCCAUUGGGCCAUCUCAAACCACUCUGGAGACCACCGUAUCCAGCAUCUUGGGGAAUGGCACUUUCUCCCCUCCUGCUUCUCAUUUAGCUCCAGAGAGUGAAAAGCAGCCCCUGCCACCCACGUAUCCUCCUGAGACCAGGCCUUCCCUUCAGGUUCCAGACCUGGUGCAGCCUGGCAGCUUCCCAGCCGCCUCUGCUCCCAGCCAGCUCCAGAACAGCGACACCCUCCUGCAGCAGGCCUCCCAGUUCUCCUUGAGGGAGCCUUCCUCCAGAGAGGCUUUGCAGUCAGACAACACAGCCAUGGCUUUGUCCCAGCUAGCGGACGCCCCGCAGCAGCCCCCUUGCCUCCAGGAGUCCAGCCAGGCCCUGCAGCAGCAGAUCUCCUCAAGCAUGUUCUCCUCGGCCGGCGGGGUGAGCCAGCUUCAGAGCACAAUCCAGCAGCUGCAGGCGGGGAGUUUUCAGUCCAGCCCCGGUGGCAGCGGCAGCAGAAACAUGGACCUGGUUCAGCAAGUCCUGGAAGCUCAGCAGCAGCUGUCCUCUGUCCUCUUUUCGGGCUCCGAGGGGAGUGAGGAGGUCCAAGAGCAGCUCAGUGUGGACCUUUUCCAGCAGGUGAGCCAGAUCCAGAAUGGAGUCAACCAGGGCAUGUUUUCUUCAUCGGACUCCCUUCGCUCAAGGGCAGAAGACCUUCUCCCCGGCCGAACCGAGGCCCUGUGCCCACAGCCGGAGACUUCGAUGGCGGGACAGCAGCAGGCACAAGCGAUGGAGACGUCUGCUGCGAUGGUGAUGGACAUGCAGCAAGGCCUUUGCCAGGCCCCCAGCCACAUGCCCUCCGACUUGUUCGCCUCCUCCUCCUCCUCUUCCUCCUCCUCCUCCUCCUCCUCAGGGAAUGGAAGCAUCCAGCAGUCCCCCGUGUACCCGCCAACUUCCCAUUUGAUGGGUGGGCUGUCGGCAAGUGAAGACAUGCAAAUGCAGUGUGAGCUGUUCUCUCCCAGCAGUGUCUCAAGCAACGAUACGGGUGCCACAGGGCAGCCGCAGCCGCCGCCGCAGGAGCAGCAGGUGCCCACCAGCGGCCCUGCCCUGUUCCCGGCUUCGGGCUCCGUGGACAGCAAAGAAGCUUCAGGGCAAGCCAAGCAGAUGCAGAGCCCUGUCUUUCGGGCGAUGGUCCAGAUGCAGCGCAGUGGGGACAGCCAGGCCCAGGUUGCUCUCUUCCCUUCCUCGGAGGACAUGAUGGCUGCCGUCCAAGGCACCGCAGCCCAGCAGCAGGGACUCUUCCAGCAGAGUGGGGAGAUGCUCUCUCUCCAGGCGGGCCCUUUCUUGCCCCCGGCUGCCCACUCCCAGCCUCAGCUGUUCCACUCUCAGAGCCCCCUUGGGGACACCCAGAGCAUCUCUCAGGAGGCCCCCAGUUCUCUGUUCCACAGCCAGAGUUCAGCCGCUGCUUCGGAGCAGCUGCAGCAGCAGCAGCAGCAGCAGCAGCAGCAGCAGCCCCUGUUUCACUCCCAGGGCAGCCUCGGAGUUGUUCCGGACCAGCAGGCAGGCAGCCUGUUCCUCUCCCAGAAUGCUUUGGGCUCCUCUGUUGUGCAGGAGGAGCAGAUGCCCUUCUUCGCUACCCAGAGCUCUCUUUCUCCCUUGCAAGGCCCGGCCAGGACUGAGCAGCAACCCUCCUUCCAGCAGCCCCACCUCCAAGGCCCUCUGCUCCCCCAGGAGCAGCACCAGGCGACACACCAGGGCCUCUUCCAGGCCCAAGUAACCCUGGGCCCCCUCCCUGCCUCUGGGCUGCCUCCCAACCAACAGGGGGGCAUGUUCCAAGCUCAGCAUUCACUUGUGGCUCUUCAAAGUAGUGCCUCCACCCACGAACAGCAGCAGCAGCAGCAGCAGCAGCAGCAGCAGCAAAAUAUGCAGUUCAGCAGUCAGAACGCCUUGGGGUCUGUGGCCUCCCAGAAGCCAACGCUGCUCUUCAGCUCCAAUCCCAGCACGAUGACCAGCCAGGAGCCCCAGCAGAGCCAGCCUCUCUUCCACCCCCCGAGUAGCCUGGCCCCGAGGAGCCAAGAGCAGCAGCCCAUGCAGUUCCAGAGCCAGAGCUCGGGCUCCACCCAAGCUGAGCCACCACAGCCACCGCCAAGUUUAUUCCGUGGCUCCCCCCAGAUCCAGCUGGUCCAGGGAUCCCCCAGCCCCCAGGAGCAGCCAGUCACCCUCUUCAUAUCAUCGGCCUCCAUGUCUGCCUUGCAGAGCAACAUGAGCCAGCAGGAGUUGCAGCAACCCCCCCUGUACUCCCCACAGGGCAACCUGCCCAAUAUCCAGGACUCUCCGCCGCCCCCCCAGCAGCAGCAGCAGCAGCAGCAGCAGCAGCAGCAGGCGGCAGCCUCUCUGUUCCACAGUGGACCUCCUGCUGGAAGCCCCAUCAACCGGCUGCAGAACUCCUCCACUUCAUCCCCACAAACCUCUGGGAUAUUCCUCUUUGGCAUCCAAGACAGUUGCGGGCAGCUGUUAACAUCUGGACCAGGUUCCGUAUCAGAGCAGAUGAUGACCCUCAGCCAAGCACAGAAUGAGGCACCGCCGUCCGUCACGGCUCUCCUGUCCCAGCAAAUGUCAGAGAGUCCUCAGAUUUCUUCUGCAAUGACCACCGAUCAGAAUAUAAAGAAGAUUGAUGACUUGCUUGUAUCCCUACAAAAUCAGGGGAACAAUUCCAUGGCUGGCUCCUUCUAACAGGUGAGAAAUCGUGCACUGGACAGACUGCAUUAGCUCUGGUGAUUCUGGAGUUAACUCUUCUCUGUUGAAAGAUGGCCUAAAGCAACCCACUCUGGAAGUUCUGCUGAAGUGGGGGGCAAAGCCAGGUUUUGGGUUAGCCAGGCGUGGGCUGGACUGUUAUCCCCAUCCCCAGUUCUGUGGGGGAUGCGGAGUGUGGCUGUCACCUGUCAGCAAAAGGCAAGAACGUUGGGCUCGCUCUCUCCCUCUCCCGUUCGUUUUCUGGUUUUUACGAUUCUUCGGGCGCAUUUCCUGUGUCCUCAAUCAUUUGAUGGCUUCCCAUGAUUUGUGGCUAAGUAUGAGAAUGGUUUCCAUUGGAAAAAGUGGCUUGAGCUGUCUGGCAGAAGUCUUCUGUGUACGCUGUGAAUCCCACCCAGGAUCAUGACUUGAUGCUGCACGUGUCGGGUGAUGAAUGAGCAUACCUGGAUUGGGCUCGGAAGCAGCAGCUGGUGUCCCAUCCGAGUGGUGGGAGAGGCUUGAGGGGCACCAGGGGGGCCUUGUAGAGAGGACAGCCUCGGAUCAGGGCUGUGGCUUGCUGAGAGCUGGGCGCAAGUGCUCCGCUCUUCCCCCUUCUCAGAAGAACCAGUUGCUGCUCUAAGGAACCGGGCUCUUUGGGGAGUCUGCUGUGAUCAGACGGUGGCUGACUCUUCUUAAAGCUUCUCACUGGAGUUUCCCACCCUCCUAUUUAAAUAUUCUGCCAUGUACAGAAUUAAUAUUUCGGAGGACCAGAAAACCAGAAAAAAAUGUUUGGUGAUGAAUGCACAGCAAGAUUUAGGGAAGGAAGAGUAGAGUUUAGGUUGCUUUUGACACCGUUGCUAUUGCUGGGGACAUGGGGCCUUCUCUAAGCUCCCCUUUGAACUCCCAAGGCCCGGGAGCAGCUUUGCUCCUGCCACAGGCGUUGGAUAGAAGGCCAGCGCGGUCCUAGCAGACUCUCCUGGGGUUCACCUCCUGCAGCCGCCUCCGGGUCUCUUGCGCAUCCACCCCUGUGGGCAGCGCCUGCCACUCCGGAGGGUCCCUGGGCAGCUCUUGCGGAGCUCCAGGGCUGCUGGGGGGACGUCUCGGCUGCUUGUCUUCUGUGUUGGGAAGCGUGUCACUUGUCUCCCUCGUGCGCCCCGGGGGGGAGGGGGGGGCUUCUUACUCAUGCUGUGCCAGUCCGUCUCUUCUUCAGUUAGUGGUCCGUGUGUUCUGUCCCAAGGAGUUUGGGGUUACGACGUUUUCAGGAGUAUGAAGGGAACUUUUCAGAAAGAGACCUGACUCAAGGUCCUUUAAUUUUGAAUACAGUUUUCAGUCGUUCAAGUUUUGAAUGGUUUAUAUCUAAUGUGUGUUUCAUUUUUUGGAAAGCUCUAUUUUGUACUUAGUAAAUGAUAAACUACUUCGCUAUUUGUACUAGAUGAGUACAUUGGCGCCUAUAUAUAUAUAUAUAUAUAUAUAAAAACACACAUGUUCACACAACUAUGUUCUUCUUGCCACAGAUUUUUGUGGCAUGUGUGUGAGUUUAUAGUCUCUUCCCCCACCACCUGGUGUCCGGUUCUGGGGGAAAGGGGAUGGGUUUGUUAAAUCUUCAUGGAGUAUUUCUGUACUUUUUGUGGCAGGCGUUUGUUUCUUCUUGGUCUCGGGCCCUUCCAUCCGUGCUGGCUGGCCACAAAGGCAGCUUCGUGCCUGAGGGACGGAGCUCCUGCUGCGGGGGGGCUUCGCAGGGGAGUCCCUCAGGGUGACUUCUUAAAAGCUGGGAUUUGAUUCCGCUUUUAUUCUAUGUUAAUGUCUAACAUUUUUGCGGGCUUUUUAAUUUAUAACACUAAUACCUUCUGCUUUCCCUCUUUUGUAAAUCCCAUCAAUUCCUUGAACCCAAUUCUGAUGCUGAGAAAGAGAUGCACACAUGCUGAGGGAAUUAUGGGGAGGUGGUAAGGCGAGUCCAAAAGCCCCCAAGCCAGUUUGCUUUUUUGGGGUGGCGGGGGGUCACAGUCUGAGGUCAGCUCCUUGUCCUGUCGGAAGGGUGCCGGGGGGGGGGGGGGGGGGGCAGUCUGGUGAGCUGCUUGGGGCCAAUGACGCUGAGACACCCGGGACCAAUCCUUCACUGAACCGAGGUUCUGCCCAGGGAGCUGCUGAUCCUCCUUCCACUUCUUGUAACUUCAGCGCCUGCUGCUUGUGCAAAAUGGUGAAAUGGAUACUUUCUUGGUCGGUUUUUACUUUUCCUUGGUCCAGUUUAGGUCAAUAUUUAAAUGUGCAACAUUUUGAAGAUGUGAUUUGGUUAUCAAGUGUGUCUUUUUGGAGCAAAGGGGCUGCUCAAUAGCUGGCAGAGGCUGGUCCUUCAUCUUUGCUCCUGCUUUCUGUGGGCAAAGGGAACGGAGUGAGCAGAGCUUCCCUUGGCAGGCCCUUCACCUGGCGGCCUUCCUGCCCAAGGGCUGCAUUUCCCACCUCGCUAUUUUCAGGGCACUGGCACCAGGAAUGUGAGGGACACUGAAGAACGAGAAGGCCAACGGGGAGGAAGGAGAUGGUCCCUGCCUUUGAUGUCCAACUCCCUAGCUAAAGCAGGGAUCGCGGGAUUCAUUGGUAGAAUUAAGUAAGGCUUUAGGGUUACAAGCCCCAGGAAGAAGAUUGAAGUUCCAAAGAAAGUGUGGUCUUUUAAAAUACAGUACAUCCCCUUUAUUGAAGUUUAUAGAAAGAAUUUCCCCAUACAGGUAGUCCUUGACUUACAUCCUUUCCUUUUGUGACCAAAGUUACAAGGGUACUGAAAAAAGGGGCUUCCACUGAUCCUCCCACUUCACUGUCACCGUCUCCCCAUGGUCAGGUGAUCAAAACCCCAGCCCUUGUAGACAGCUGCCAGUUGCAGUGUCCCGGGGUCAAGGGACAGCCGUUUGAGACCCUCCCAGCCAUCUUCUGACAAGCAGAGCCGGUGGGGAAAGACCGAUUCAGUUAAGGACUGGGCGGUUGGCCUGGCAACCAGGGUGUCUUUCCCUUAGCAAUUGCCAUUCUUAGCAAUGGAAACUCUGGUCUCAGUUGUGGUCAUAAGUUGAGGGUUACCUAUAGAAUAAAAGGCAAAUUGAAAGAAAAAAGAAAGUACAAGAAAUGGAAAAAAGAAAAGAAAUUAAUUUUCAACAGACAGUUGAUUUAAUAAUCCCUCCUUAGAUAUAUAUAAUGAAAUGUAUAAUCCCUCAGUC